UCUCCUUCCUUCCUCUCUUUUAACCGCUCCACGGCACCUUGUAUUCCCUCAUCUUCUUCUUCUCCAAACCUUCCUCCCAAGAACACAUCAACACCACCAAACCCACCAUCGAAAAUGCAUCAGCUCAUCACGCCCCCGCUUUCAGUCAAUCUCUUUUCACCCGUUUAACCAUUACCAUUCAUUCCUUCAUUCUUCUCCUCCGCCUUUCAAUUCCCGAUGGACAAGUUGGAGGGGCACAAGACCAUGGCCGACGCCGCCAAGUCCCGGCUGGUGGCCGACAUUUGCUCCGUCUCCGGCCACGCAAUCCCAUGCUCCCACAUGGCGGGCCGUGGACCGCCCUGCAUCGACUGGUAUCGCCUCCUCGGAGUGGAAGAAAAUGCAGAGCUGGAUACCAUUCGGAAACAGUACCACAAGCUAGCGUUGCAGCUUCAUCCAGAUAAGAAUUGCCAUCCGAAAGCCGAGUGCGCGUUCAAGCUCGUCUCGGAGGCGUAUUCAUGUCUAUCUGAUGAUGCAAAGAGGAAAGCCUUCGACCUGGAUAGGUGGAGGAACCUGUGCUGGGACUGCCAGAGAGUCCCGCCUCCGAGCUCCGAUUCUUUGAAGCCCGUGGAUGGAUGGAGACCCCAGAGAAUUUUCCCCGGAUUCAAGGACAUCAGAGAGAGGUUCAGAGAGGAAGCCAGAGUGAUAGAGAGAUGCCUGAGAGCCGCCGCGGCGCUGAAGCAACGAACCAUCAACAUUUCAUCGAACACCGCGUGCGCAAGCAAGACCCACCUCGGCAGCGCCCACAAGGAGAGCCCCAUCUUCGACCCAUCGCUUUAUAAGGCUGAUGGGUACCCUCAUUUGAGGACCAGGACGUGCAAGAUGUCGGACAACUUUCGGUGCUCUAGCCACAGAGAGAGAAGCAAGAGCGGGGAGUUUGGUUCUCCAAUCUUCAUGGGCAAGAAAGCAUCAGCAGAGAAGGGGAUGAGCAGCAGCAGAUCAGUUUGUCUCCGUUCUUGAACGCCAAAAAGGAAUUUGCUCCCAUCUUCUUCUUCAAUUUUCCAAAGGGUGUUUGUCAGAUCAGGCUAAAGAUUCAAUGGCGCUGAUACAAGAAAAUUGCUGAUAGAUUUCUGCAUCGGUUGAGCUGGGCUCUGUUGUAAAGCCCAACUUAUAAGUCCACUUUUCAGAGGCCAUUAUUUUAACUUAUGUCUAUUGGGUUUUAUCAACCUAUCUAUACAAA
This is a messenger RNA of Eucalyptus grandis, 1216 nucleotides long. RefSeq lists its product as uncharacterized. The transcript is spliced from 4 exons. The coding region runs from base 217 to 996 and encodes 259 amino acids. Lineage: Eukaryota; Viridiplantae; Streptophyta; Magnoliopsida; Myrtales; Myrtaceae. The record is from RefSeq and is a predicted model, not a curated record.